Cyprinodon tularosa is the source of this 2405-nucleotide messenger RNA. It is a transcript of the gene pdx1, whose product is annotated as pancreatic and duodenal homeobox 1. Gene Ontology annotation, biological process: type B pancreatic cell differentiation; regulation of transcription by RNA polymerase II. Gene Ontology annotation, molecular function: DNA-binding transcription factor activity, RNA polymerase II-specific; RNA polymerase II cis-regulatory region sequence-specific DNA binding. The record is from RefSeq and is a predicted model, not a curated record. NCBI's taxonomy places the organism in Eukaryota, Metazoa, Chordata, Actinopteri, Cyprinodontiformes, Cyprinodontidae. Bases 141 to 920 code for a protein of 259 amino acids. The transcript is spliced from 2 exons. Gene Ontology annotation, cellular component: nucleus.
CACAUGGUCACAUGGUGUCAGAGUGACACACCUGUGCAGAGCCCGCUGGGGCCUUGCAGUUGCGCCACAGGUGCUUAGAGCUGAAGGUCCAAGCCGAGGCAGGAUCGUAUAGGGACGCAGCCUCGGCUCCUUUCUCAACCAUGAACCGGGAAGACCCUUUCUAUCCCUCUCAGGUGUUUAAAGAGUCCUGCUCUUACCAGAGAUCCCCGGGUGAUGACUACAACCCGCCACCCUGCCUCUACAUGAGCAGGCAGGUGCACUCCGUCUACACGCCGCCGUCUCUGGGCACCCUGGAGCAGGCCAUGCUUCCGGACAUCUCUCCGGCCGUUUUUACCAUGCCUGGUAUGCGGGAGGAUCCGGGCGGGCCACCGCUCCACCACCCGCAGGGGCUCCAGCAGCAGCAGCAGCAGCAGCCUGCGCUCCAGCCUCCAGGUUAUAUGGAAGCAGGAGAGCAGAACAGAUAUCACCUCCCUUUUCCCUGGAUGAAGACAACCAAAUCCCACUCCCAUACCUGGAAGGGUCAGUGGACAGGGUCCUACGUAAUGACCGAGGCAGAGGAGAACAAGCGCACGCGCACCGCGUACACGCGCGCCCAGCUGCUGGAGCUGGAGAAGGAGUUCCUCUUCAACCGCUACAUCUCCAGGCCCCGGCGCGUGGAGCUGGCCCUUACCCUCAGCCUCACCGAGCGCCACAUUAAGAUCUGGUUCCAGAACCGGCGCAUGAAAUGGAAGAAAGAGGAGGACCGGAGGAGGGCCAGGGGGUCCGAACCAGACCAGGACUCCUCCAUCACCUCUGGGGAUCAGGGGGAGACAGCGGGGGGAGGGGUGUCCUCCACAAACGGACCUCACACUAACACACCUCCUGUUUCCCCUCUGCGCGGCCACACGCUCCCCGCGACAGGAUCCAGAGAACCAGCAUAGGCCAGCCUGUAAUUGUACUUUAUAAGAAAACAUAUUUUUUUAUAUUGAGAAGAUUUAACUCACUUGUUCUGCAGCAAUUUAAGAGAUCCAUGAAAACUCUCACUGACAAUUUCUCUCUCUCUCUCUCUCUUCUUUUUUUUUUUUUUUAAAUCUGGGCAAUAUGGCGCACUGCCCAGGGCACCAUCCAUUCAAGGAGUGGUAAAGGAACUCAAGAAAAAAAAAUCUAUCUAUCUAUCUAUCUAUCUAUCUAUCUAUCUAUCUAUCUAUCUAUCUAUCUAUCUAUCUAUCUAUCCAGAGUUCAUAUUUUUCAGUUUGUUUUAUAUUUCCUUAUCCAUGAUCAGUUUAAGGUUACAUUUCAGACAAAAAACAAAGACACGCUAUUUUUUUUGGAAUGUGUAUAUUUCAUAUAUGUGCAUCCAUUGUAUGUGUAAGUUUAAAUCAUGGUCACCUGCUUUUACUGAUCAGUUUUUAACAGUUCAUAUUAUGCAUUUGAAAUAAUAAAAAUAUAAAUGUAAUAUAUUGAAAUAUUGAAGCCCUCGGUCAUAUAGGCAGCCUCAUUGCCUAGUUUCAUAACUUCGGUGCUUCAGAGAGCACUAGAGCUUGCAGACGCAGGCGGCAGAUCUUCUUCACCUCAGCGAUGCCGCGCGCUAUCUCCGCCGCGCGCUCGUUCUGAAGGCGCUGGGAGAGCUCGCGCAAGAUACGCGCCUUGUCAUUCAUCCGAGCGCAGAUGACAAACGGGAAGCCGAAGCGCUCUUUGUACUUCUCGUUGAGUCGCGCCAUCCGCGAUGCCUCCGCCGGGCUCAGCUCUCCCAUCCCGGCUCGGGCUUGUUCCUCUUGGGACUCCCGGGUCAGCGCACCGCUGUGGAGGUCCCUGCCUGCGAGAUCUGGGUGACACCUGAGGAUCCCUUCUUUACCUGGACACACAUAGACUGAUGAUUUCUUACCGGAUGCAAUAUUUAGAUAUCUAAGAUACAUGAAGCCAAAUCAUUCAAGCUCACCCGACUCUGGUAAAGCAUCGAUGAAGUCAUUAAUUUCAGCUUUUAAAGCAUUUAUGCUCAUAAAGGGAUGGCUGGUCCACACAGCGGCUGUUAUUAGAGGGCAUUUUUCCACCACAUUUCCGAAAAUAUUCACGAAUUCCUCAUAAGAAAGAGCAUUUACAGCUGAAAUGUCCAUGGUUUUGUGAGAACAGUUUUUGCACUGUUUUUUUGUUUUUAUGACCUUCGGACACUUAUCAGGUUAACGCAAUGCUGGACAUUCACCUCUCAAACAUCGGAUAUCUGGCGACACCUAGCGGUCAAUAGGAGAGAGGGCUACAGUGUCAACAUGCAGACUUAAGUCAUUUCCUUCAAGAAUUAUAGCUCUGAUCUUUUCAUAAAAACGCAUGGAUUUCAAACAUUGUUAGGUUAUAUUUAAGAUUUAUCUACAUUUUAUCUUACUCUUAACUAUGGAUAAUGUAUGUAAUCAAUUCAUCUUCUGAGGAAGAUU